Molecule: messenger RNA, 3893 nt
Organism: Papilio machaon (common yellow swallowtail)
Lineage: Eukaryota; Metazoa; Arthropoda; Insecta; Lepidoptera; Papilionidae
Gene: SMC5
Product: structural maintenance of chromosomes protein 5
Exons: 20
Coding region: 123-3275 (1050 amino acids)
Biological process (GO): double-strand break repair via homologous recombination
Cellular component (GO): Smc5-Smc6 complex
Molecular function (GO): ATP binding; ATP hydrolysis activity
Source: RefSeq, a predicted model, not a curated record
GUCAAGUUUAUUUUAAAAGUAAAACUGCGUAAAUAAUGUUUAUUCACUAUUUACCAGCUAAAAGAUACAAAUUAAUGAGUAUUUUAUAAGUGACGUAGUAUACAAAUUAUAAAUAUUUAAUAAUGUCUAAAGUUUUUAAUAACGAAGGUAUAAAAGCCGGUUGUAUUUACAGGAUAGCCCUUGAGAAUUUUGUGACAUACAAACAAGUCGUGCUAUAUCCAAGUCAAUCAUUAAAUUUGAUAAUCGGGCCUAAUGGUACAGGAAAAUCGACUUUUGUUUGCGCAAUCAUUUUGGGUCUUUGUGGCAAAACUAGUGUUAUUGGACGAGCCAAAAAGAUAUCAGAGUAUGUAAGAAGUGGAUGUGAGGAAUCUACAAUAGAAAUAGAACUCUAUAGGAAUUCCGGUGAAAGAAAUGUUAUAAUAACAAGAAAUUUUAAUCUCAGAGAUGUCUCUACAUGGGCGAUAGAUCAUAAAACUGUUAGAGAGAAACAAGUACUGGAAUUAAUAGCAUCUUUAAAUAUACAGGUUGACAAUCUCUGUCAGUUACUACCACAAGACCGGGUACAGGAUUUCUCUAAGAUGAAUCCACAGGAGUUACUUCGUAGUACAUUAUCUGCGGUGGGCGGACAAGAGAGUGUAUCUCAGUUGGAUGAAUUAAUAGAGUGCAGGAAUAAACAUAGAGGAUUGUCUACUAAAGUACAGAAUAACGCUCAACUAUUGCAAGAGCAGAUACGUCUCAAUGAGAGAUUAAAAACAAUAAUUGAUGGAAUGCAUCAAAGAAAAGAAAUAGAGAAGCAAAUAGAGAUAUGUGAGAAGAAAAAACUCUGGUUGGAGUAUCAAACACUUAGAGAACAAGUUAUUGAAUGCGAGAGAGAUAAGAAAGAAGCUGUGAAACUUGUUAACACACACAAAAGUAAAAUGGAACCUUUAGAAAAAGUCAUCGAUAAAGCUAAAGUGGGAAUUAGUAAAUUGGAACAGGAAAAAUUAUCAGCUAACCGUGAAAUUAAUUCACUAAAAGACAGUAUAAAGGAAGCUAUCAGUUCUGCCCGACAACAAGAAUAUACUUUGAAAGAUCUGGAAGCCGCUCUGCAAGAAAAAUUAGAACGACAUCAGAAUAAAGAGAGAGAAUUACUUGAAGCUAAUGCUAAAUUGGAAAAGUUGAGGAAUGAUAAGAAAAUGUUAAUUGAAAAGAUCGGUGAUGAGACACAAAUAAAAAUGGAACUAGCAGAGUUACAAAAGCCGAUUUCCAUAAACAAUGCGACAAUAGAGAGAUUCAAGAAACACAAGCUGGAAUUACAAUAUGACCUUGAGAAUAAUAUCAAACCACAGAUUAGAUUGUUCCAGAACAAAAUAAAUAACUUAGAAAAUGUAGAUGCUAAGCGACUAGAAGUUCUAAGAGCUUACAGUGAGGAUUGCUACAAGGCGGUGAUGUGGCUCAGAGAUAAUAAACAUAUGUUCUCAAGACCUGUAUAUGAACCUAUGAUGUUAGAAAUAAAUUUCACGGAUGCAAAGUUCGCUCGUUACUUAGAAGCGACAGUGCCGGCGCGAGAUCUCGCAGCUUUCACUUUCGAGAGCAGCGCAGAUAUGAACCUAUUCCUACAGAAAGUGAGACGAGAACGCGGUCUGAAGUUAGUCAAUGCUAUUUGCAGUUCGAAUCCUGCGACAACACAUAGACCUGAUAUCACUCAGCUUAGCUACCUAGGUUUUUACACAUAUAUAAUAGACACUAUAAACGGUCCGGAGCCUAUCAUCAACUAUUUGUGCAGACAGUAUGGAAUACACAGGAUACCUAUAGGCAAUGAUCAUACAUACAAAAAUAGCGCUAAAGUACCCUCUAAUAUUACACAUUUCUUUACUGAAAACCACAGAUUCAGUGUACGAGUGUCAGCUUACAGCGGUGUCAAAAGCAGUUCUAUUAUAGAGAUACGUCCGGCGAGACUUUUGGCUAACACCGUUGAUGUCGACCAAAUACAUAGCCUUAAUAACCAAUUAGCCAAACAUCAAGAGACAUCUCAGCAGCAUCAUAUUAGGAUGCAGGAGAUUGACAACAAACUGAUGUCUCUCGAGGCCGAGUUGAAUAAAUUGAAUGCAGCGAGGAGAAGUAUUCAUGAAAACGUAGAAAAGGUUAGAACACUUUCCGCACAAAUCCGUCUACAAACGAAGAAGGUUGAAGAUAUAGAGAAUGAACCGACGUUGAAUAUAGAACAAGAGAGAAGUAGAUGUAAGAGGAAACAGCGGGAGUGUGUCAUAAAAUUGUGUCAAUGUCAUCAAGAAUUGACCGGCACUAUGAGAAGGUUACAGGAUAAAGUCAUUAGUAUGGAGAUUUGUAAGGUUAAAUUAGAUUACAACAGAAAUUCCAUUGUACACGAGGAGAGUAAACUGAGAGAAUUGAAAAACGACAUGAGAAAUGUACAGGCAACAUUAGAAAAUAUAGAGAAUCAACUUAUCCGUGUUAAAACGAAAGCUAAAGAGAAGCUAAACGAAGCAAAAAGGUCUUGUAACAACAAACUACCUAAUGACCCAGACUUUCCUCACACUGAAGACUUUGCAGUACUGCCUAGUGAGAUCAAUGAACUCAUGACACACUGCUUCGAGCUGCAGGCCAGAGUCAAUUGUAUGGAUGAAGGAGACGAGAGGGCAAUAAAAGAGUACGAAGAACGUGAACAGAUGAUAGCAAAGUUGAAAAAUGAUGUAGAGAGUUCAGGAGAUGUCAGCAAACAACUAGAAAUCAAAAUGAACCGUAUCAAAUCGAAAUGGUUGCCACCGUUAGAAGCGUUACUUCGAGAUAUAGAUAAAACAUUCGGCGAUAUGUUUGAGAAGCUCGGCUGUGCGGGGGAAAUCAAACUGGAUAAAGCUGGAGCUGAUGAGGACUACGACAAGUACGGUGUAAGUAUACUGGUGAGGUUCCGCAGCUCGGAGCAGUUGGCGCAGCUGACGAGACAUGCGCAGUCUGGGGGGGAGCGCGCUCUCACCACCGCCAUAUACCUCAUGGCGCUGCAGAGACGUACCACUGUACCCUUCAGAUGCGUGGAUGAAAUCAACCAAGGUAUGGACGCGAUCAACGAGCGCAAGAUGUUCCAGCUUCUGGUGCAGGUCACCACCGAGUGUGAUAACGCCCAGUACUUUCUACUUACCCCCAAAUUGCUGACUAAUCUAGAAUAUAAUUCCAAGAUAACUGUGCACACUAUCAUGAACGGACCUCGUGUGAUGCAUCACAGCAAGUGGAAGUGUCAACAGUUUAUUGAUAACGCAAGGAAAUAUAUGUCGACUCAGUAAGUAUUGUAACAUUAGAUCUACAUACAUUUGUACUACACUGUAUUGUAUAAAUGGACUGGCUAUUACACGUGGUAUUUUGUGCCUAUUUGAUUUUCGACAUAUUAGCGCUCAUAGAUGAGGUGUGUUUAAAUCGGAACGUAGCAAAAGCUGACAGUUUUAAGCAAUUACCUAUCUAUUUAUAGAGAUCAUUGGUAUUAAUUGUCGUUCCUUUCUUACUCUUUGAAUAAUACCAUCAAAUAUAAGUGUCACAGCUGUCAUUGUGACGUCAUCAUUACAUAGAGUAAAAGGAUACCAGAAUGGAUAUUGAAUAAGUCAAAGGCAUAAUUAUUUCCAUCUUUUUUUGUCUUCCUUCAUUCUUUAAUUCUACAAACCUGGUGAUAGAUAUAUACAUAGAAUAUUGGAAGAAAACACGCGAUAAUAUCUAGAAUUUUCCAUAACUUACCCCCUUUUUCUAGUUUUUGAAAAAUGAAUCUCUUGUUAUAUCAGUGGACCAAUAUUUACUACAUAGUAUAUUAUUGGAAUCAAUUAUAUGCCAAAAAAGUUGAUUAUUAAUAUUUUAAUAUGGAUAAAGAAGAAAAACACUUAAAUAACCGUCAGUUUUCACUACCAAAGAACUUG